AUGGAACACCGUGACAGUAGUGUCAAGCAGCGAGACUGGAUACAAAAGAAGAAGGAUGAAAUGUUGCAUCUACUUGAAUUGGAAGUUGGCAAAAAUGGGGGGAAGCUAGAAUUUUAUCAAGCUUUUAUUUUGCUGAUAACCCUCCAAAUUUGCAGGCUGAACUUUGAAAUAAUUGGAAGCUUAGAUCCUUUCUCCUUCUAUCGUCUGCGACUCCCGCGACUCAUUGUGGAUUCCUCCUCCUCUGGCGCACCUUCUUUGGUUGCCAAGUUUGAUUCUGAUGUUGCUCCUGCUUCUUCCGUCCAUCCUGCCACUGCUGCGUUUCCCAAUCUUCAUCUUUGUCUCGGUGAAAAGUUGUUGGAGCAAUCAGAGGGGCCACCCAUGCCCAUGCACUCACACUAG
Messenger RNA from Vicia faba (fava bean), 399 nucleotides. The record is from the annotation of a GenBank genome assembly. NCBI's taxonomy places the organism in Eukaryota, Viridiplantae, Streptophyta, Magnoliopsida, Fabales, Fabaceae.